CACACAGUUUGAAGCUGCAGACAGUUUGAAUCAGACUCAGGACAGAAACACACGACCUCUAAAAAAUGGACCAAACUCUAUAUUUCAUUCUUCUUCUCAUUGCUCUCUGCUCUGUAUCUGAAUGUGUUCAGCGUCAGUAUCACUUUAUAAAUGAGAGGAAGACCUGGACUGAAGCUCAGAGAUACUGCAGAGAGAAUUACACAGAUCUGGCCACCGUUGACAGCAUGAACGAAAUGAACAACAUGAACGAGCUGAAGAAGAGAGUGAAUGACAGAAGUGUUCAGUAUGUCUGGAUUGGUCUACAGAAGACGGGUUGUGAUGAAUGGCAUUGGUCUUCAGGUGAACCUGUGCUCUAUCAGAACUGGGCUACUGGACAACCAGAAGGAAGAGAUUAUUGUGCUAUGAUGAAAACUGGACAAUGGCAUGAUAUGGCAUGUAGUGCUACCCGACGUUUCAUCUGCAACAAUAGUGAGGUGAACACAGGACUCGUCUUCGUCAGUAAGCUGAAGAAUUGGAGAAACGCUCAGAGUUACUGCAGACAGAAUCACAUUGAUCUGGUCAGGGUGAGAAACCAGAAUGAGAAUCAACAGGUUGAAAAGAUCAUGAAUGAUAGUCACAUUUCUGAAGCUUGGAUUGGUCUGUUCAGAGGCUCAUGGCAGUGGUCAGAUCUGAGUGACUCCUCAUUCAGAUACUGGGACACUGGUGAACCUAAUAAUAGUGGAGGUAAUGAAAAAUGUGCAGCUGUCAAACUGAAUGCUCAGGGAAGAUGGAAUGACAUCUCUUGUGACAACCAGUUUCCUUUUGUGUGUCAUGAAGAUAAACUGAUUGUGAUCAGAGAGAGUCUGACGUGGUCUGAAGCUCUGAGAUACUGCAGACAGAAUCAUGUGGAUCUGGUCUCGGUUCAUUCAGAAGAGAUUCAGCGUCGUGUGAUGAACGUGGUUAAACGGGCGUCUACUGCGGAGGUGUGGAUGGGUUUACGUUACUCUCGUAUUUUGGGCAUCUGGUUCUGGGUGAGUGGAGAGACUGUGUGCUAUCAGAACUGGGCUCCAGGGAACGGCUCAUCAGAGGAGGACUGUGAACACGCAGUGAGAUCUGGAGCAGUUCAGUCUGGAGGAGAUCAGCGCUGGAUCAGCCGUCCUGAACACCACAAACUCAACUUCAUCUGCAGCAGAUAUUAAGAGUGAAAGUGUAACCCACUCAAAUAAUUGAGUUGAUGGAUUAUUUGUGAUGAUUGAGAAUGUUUUUUUUUUUUUAUUCACAAUGUAUUAUUAUUUUUUUUUUCUUGCUUAAUGCAUAUUAUGUUCAGGCUUGUAAAUUAUACAUGUAUAAAUGUAUUUAUGUGUUUAAUUUUGUUGCAAAAUAGAAUUGACUAUUAAACAAGUGCGUCGAUGGUUGCUGACGUCACUUGCGCGCCAGCUCGUGGUCACAGUUGCCAAGUCCGCGUAUUAUACGCGACUUUGGGCUUCUUUUUUUGUAAAGUUGCGGGAAAAAAUCCCUGGUCGCGGGUUGCGGUUUUUUGGGCUUAUUUUAAAAAAUAUGGUCGCUUGUUAUGGAAAUCUGACAAGCAACUUCGUUUUUUUUAUUUAUGUUCGCCUGUAUUCUCCAAUGCAUUGAUUGACACUCUGUCUGCUUGCAAUAGCCAACUAGUGCAAUAAUAUAAGUGCUGUAGCUUAAUUUGCCAUAUGUUCCUCCCCCUCAUUGGAGAAAAAUCACAUUAAAAAAAGACGACACGUGACGUUGUAAUCCAAGCGGUGACAGAAGUAGACGCAGAGGAGUGGGAUGACUUUCUUUUAGCCUAAUUUUUACAAUGUUUUGUAAUGUAUUAAUUAUCACGGGCUGUAAUAAAAAAAAAAACAAGUAGUCAUAUCCUAAUACUGAUCAAUACAUUUGGUUCGAAUAGCCUGGUAUGGCAAGAUGUCUUAAAAUGUAUUUCUUUUUUUUUAACAUUUAAACCACAUUAUUAGAUUACCUUUUGACUUCAUGAAUACACAUAAAUGACAGCUGAAUGAUUUUUUAUCUUUUUUAUAAUAUUUUUUAAUAUUAUUAUAUAUUUUUAAUAUAAUAUAUAUUAUAAUUGAAUAUAUAAUUUAAUAUAAUAUUUUAUAUUUUUCUAUAAUAUUUAUGUGGCAUUUUGUUUUUUAUGUCAUUUAUUUGAUAGUUAUGUAUACAUUAUUUUAUUUUAAAUGGAAGAAAAACCUGUUUUUGACCUCAGAAUAAAGCACUUUGCCGCUGUACAUGGCUGUGGGGACGAGCAGUUUUGUGGUGCUUGGAAUUCUUUAUAAUUAAUUUAAAACAAAUAUUGCCACAUUGAUGCCUCAAGAAGGUGUAAUUGUUCAAAUAACACAUUGUUUCAUUUUAAAAUAUAUUUUUAAAAAAAAUUAACCAAGUGUUUUUCAAGUGUAAUAUUUCUGUAAAGGCUAGGGACAGAAAAAUUGACAUUUCCAUAGAAUGACCCCUAUAUAUAUUUUAUAUACAGCUCCCCUUUGAAGCUCUUGUGUUUUUCUCCUUUUCCAUCUCUCCAAUCCUAUUCUGCUCACAGGUGAUUGGAGACAAGUUUUGUUCCCACUUUUGUUGCAGUUUGCUAAUUUUUGUAAAAUAGCUUCUGUUUUUGCUUUUCAGAUAAAAGAGUGGUUUCAGUUUAAUAUGUUGCAGGCUCAUAUAUUGGUAAUAAAUAAUUGAUAAUAAGUAAUACUGAUGAUAAUAAAUCAUCAAAAAAAAUAUUGGGCUUGUUUUGGGCUUGUUUUUGAAGCUGCGGUUGCUUAUUUGUCUCGCGAGAGUUGGCAACUGUGCUCGUGGUGAGAGAGAUGCGAGCCGCAUUUCGGCUGCCGCUUAAUCUUAACCAUCCUCACCAAUUCUUCUUUAAAUAUAUGCCUGAACUGUUUCAUUGCAUUAGUGAUCGGAGGAUGCCGUUUGCGCUCGAAGAGAUCUGACUGUUUCAUCGCAUCCUGGUCGUUUUGGAUUCACGCCAGGAGGGGGAAAACGAGUUGGAUUUCACUACGGACGGAUUGCGCAAUCAGAGGGCUCGUUCGUAAAGACGGAACAGUUUCUUCAUCGUUCGUUUCGGCGAGGACUCUGUAGGCACCUAUACACUCAUAUUGACUGAACUGAGCCAAACACAUUCCUACUUCAUUCCAGAAUUCCGUAUUCAUGUACAUUCUUUUUUUGGACUGUUUUGGACUAUUUCCUUCCUAUUUUUUUUUCUCUUCAGUUGUAAUUGUUGAUUGACAGCUUUGCUGUUCAAGGGCUGAAUUUAAUCAACUAAAUUCAUUAGCUGAUUUAUUGUUUGAAUAUGUGAAAAGGUUUUCAAGCACACUGCAAAGCAGUAAAAAGAGAAGAAAAGAAGAUAUACUGAAUACAAAAAGUAUACUCUAAAACUGAUUUCUGUGUUUGUCUUAUUCAAGCAGUUAGUG
Molecule: messenger RNA, 3410 nt
Organism: Onychostoma macrolepis
Lineage: Eukaryota; Metazoa; Chordata; Actinopteri; Cypriniformes; Cyprinidae
Product: macrophage mannose receptor 1-like
Exons: 5
Coding region: 66-1178 (370 amino acids)
Source: RefSeq, a predicted model, not a curated record